This is a messenger RNA of Sceloporus undulatus (fence lizard), 423 nucleotides long. RefSeq names its product sodium-coupled monocarboxylate transporter 1-like. The transcript is spliced from 3 exons. Gene Ontology annotation, biological process: propanoate transmembrane transport; sodium ion transport. The coding region runs from base 40 to 423 and encodes 127 amino acids. The record is from RefSeq and is a predicted model, not a curated record. NCBI's taxonomy places the organism in Eukaryota, Metazoa, Chordata, Lepidosauria, Squamata, Phrynosomatidae. Gene Ontology annotation, molecular function: organic acid:sodium symporter activity.
AAGGCAGUAGUCUGGACAGAUGUCUUCCAGUUUUUAAUAAUGAUAGGUGGAUUUUUAGCAGUGAUUGGUCGAACAGUAGUAAUUAAAGGAGGAUUCGGUCCCAUUAUAGAUGAUGCUCGUCGUGGAGGAAGACUAAGAUACUGGGAUUUUGAUCCUAAUCCUCUGCAAAGGCAUACUUUCUGGACUGUUGUUGUUGGUGGCACUUUCACUUGGCUUGGCAUAUAUGGAGUAAAUCAGUCUCAGGUUCAGCGAUAUGUUGCUUGUAGAACUCGACUUCAUGGAAAACUCUCCCUGUAUCUAAAUCUUGUGGGACUCUGGAUAACUCUCUCUUCUGCAGUGAUGAGUGGGCUCUCAAUGUACUCUAUAUACAAAGAUUGCGACCCAUGGACAGCAAAAUUUGUGUCAGCACCAGACCAGGUUUAG